Messenger RNA from Gastrolobium bilobum, 924 nucleotides. RefSeq lists its product as uncharacterized. The record is from RefSeq and is a predicted model, not a curated record. The coding region runs from base 99 to 707 and encodes 202 amino acids. Gene Ontology annotation, biological process: box C/D snoRNP assembly. Lineage: Eukaryota; Viridiplantae; Streptophyta; Magnoliopsida; Fabales; Fabaceae. Gene Ontology annotation, molecular function: box C/D methylation guide snoRNP complex binding. The transcript is spliced from 5 exons.
CCUAUUCGCCCCUAGUUCCUGGACAACGUUUCCAUUCACUUUCCUUAAACCCUCUUCGUAACGGUCCGAGGUUCGGAGAAGCAGAGCUGUUGAGUUAGAUGGCAGAGAGAAGCAAAGAGCUUCUUCAGUUGGAGCACAAGGGCAUGCCCUUUUCGGCCUUAGAAUCUGCUCUUCUUGUUUGUGAUAAUAAAAGAGAAUCAAGCACUCAAACUAAGAGACUCCCGUCUGAUGACACGCCCUUGACUGACCCAGUUCCUCCAAGCCAACUUUUAGGGAAGGUUAAAGACUUCCUAGGAGUGAUGUCAGAAGCAAAUAAGCGGCUGGAACUUGAUGCAAAGGACCGUCGUGAGAAUUAUGAUAUUGAAGAGCUAACUGGAAAUGAAUCCGAAGUUAUUGAAAUGGAUUUGAUGCUUGGUGUUGCUGAUCUUCAUACACCUGAGGCUGUGGCUGCUGCUGAAUCUGCUAUUUCCAGAUGUCAGCCUGUGAUUUCAUUGGCUGCAGAUGGUAGUGAAACCGAUUCAGAUGAAAGUAGUGCUGAUGAUGACAAUGGGGAUGAUGAAAUUGAAAGCAGUGAUGAUGAUGGAAAUGAUGUUGAAAAGCCUUUUUCUCCUGUUCAAAAAUCUAUUUCUGGUAAAGAAAAAAUUCAUGAAAAACAAAGGGGAAAUCAUCAUUCGAAAAAACGUCCGAGAAUAGUUGAACUAUCAUGAGUCCAGUGUAUGGGAUGGGACUCGGAGUUAGAUGCUUGAGUUGUAUUAAAUUGUUAGUAGAAACAAUUUACUGAGAUUAUUGCUAGUAGAAUCACAAUACACUUUCGUAUCGGGGGUUGGAAAUUUGGAAUUCACUUUUACUUUUGGACUAUGUCAGAGUUCUAUAUGUCCUCGAUAAGAAGUCUAAUGUAUUUUUAAAUUAUUGCAUACGUGCAUU